CAAACUAAAUCAAAGCAGAUAAGAUUUCAAAGAGUUCGAUUCGAUCCAAAAAUGGCGAUUAAUAUUCACAGCCUCAUUCCAUUCAACGACUUCACUGCUCUUCUUCUCCUCCUCGGAUCCUUCAUUUUCUUACUGCUAAAAAUUCGAAGAGGAUCAGGAUCAGGAUCAGCAAAAAAUGUGAAAUUACCUCCGUGCCCCCCGAGGCUGCCGGUGAUCGGAAACCUCCACCACCUCUCCGGCGGUCUGGCGCACCAAAUGAUGGCGAAAAUGGCGAAGACGUACGGACCCGUCAUGCGCCUCCAGCUCGGCGAAAUAUCGGCGGUGGUGAUCUCAUCCCGGGAGGCGGCGAAGGAGGUCCUGAAGGUCCAGGACCCCGCCUGCGCAGACAGGCCCGAGAGCAUCGGGACCAACAUCGUGUGGAAGGCGGGAAUGGCGUUCAGUCCGUACAACGAUUACUGGCGCCAAAUGCGGAAGAUUUGCAUCGUCGAGAUGCUCAGCGCGAAGAACGUCAAAUCCUUCGAGUCGAUGAGGCAGGACGAGGUUUCGCGUCUCUUACAGUCGAUCCGGGCGGCGGCGCUCGCCGGAGAAGCCGUGGACGUGACGGAGAAGUCGAUCGCCUACACCGCCACCACGACGGGGCGGGCGGCGUUCGGCAGCGUGACGGAGGACCGCCGCGUCGUGCUUAUCGAUAUGAUGAAGAAGGCCAGCGCCAUCUCCGGCGGCCUGGAAUUGGCCGACCUGUUUCCGUCGUCGAAGCUGCUCAGUCUCCUCUGCUUCAACAAAUACAGACUCAUGAGAAUGCGCCGCAAGGUCGACGCAAUUCUCGGCGUCAUCGUCGACGAGCACAGGUCCAACCCUAAAGGCGAGUUCGGCGGCGAGGACAUGGUCGACGUUUUGCUUAGGGUUCAGAGCUCCGGCGAGUUCCAGUUCCCGAUCUCCAACGACAACGUCAAUGGCGUCCUUUACAAUCUGUUCACCGCCGGAGCUGCGGGGUCGGCGGCGAUGGACUGGGCAAUAGUGGAGCUGGUGAGGUGUCCACGCGCCAUGGCAAGAGUACAGAAGGAAGUAAGAGAAGCCCUAAAGGGGAAGGAGACAGUGGAAGAAGGCGACCUUCAGAAACUGACAUAUCUAAAAUGGGUGAUCAAAGAAACCCUAAGAAUGCAUCCUCCAGCUUCAUUGAUCCCAAGAUCUUGCAGAUCAGACAAUUGUACAGUCGAUGGAUACACAAUUCCCAAGAAUUCGAAAGUGAUCAUCAACGCAUGGUCUUUAGGAAGGGAUCCAAAGUAUUGGGACCAGCCCGACACCUUCAUGCCCGAAAGGUUCGAAAACAGCAGCCUAGAUUACCUCGGUAAUAACUUCGAGUAUCUUCCAUUUGGAGCUGGAAGAAGAAAGUGCCCUGGACUGAACUUUGGAAUGGCCAAUUUGGUGGUUCCAUUGUCUCAAAUGAUGUAUCAUUUCGACUGGCACAUGCCCGAAGGAAUGAGCCCGGAUGACAUAGACGUCACCGAGGUGGACGGGCUAUCGAUCUCGAGGAAGAAUUCUCUUUUCUUGGUUCCAACAAUCUACAACGAUGGAAUUUAAGAAGUACCAUCUUUCAUCGGAUUAGUCUCGUUUCUUUUUAAUGCAUGCAUGCAGUUUUGAUGAGUUAUGGGUUAUGUAGUUGAUUACUUUAAUUUAAUUUGUGUAAUAUUUUUGUAAUAAAGUGUUGUUUUGGUUA
This is a messenger RNA of Andrographis paniculata, 1717 nucleotides long. Its product is annotated as cytochrome P450 71D95-like. The transcript has 2 exons. Lineage: Eukaryota; Viridiplantae; Streptophyta; Magnoliopsida; Lamiales; Acanthaceae. Gene Ontology annotation, molecular function: iron ion binding; oxidoreductase activity, acting on paired donors, with incorporation or reduction of molecular oxygen; heme binding. Bases 52 to 1581 code for a protein of 509 amino acids. The record is from RefSeq and is a predicted model, not a curated record.